Messenger RNA from Pantherophis guttatus, 1221 nucleotides. Its product is annotated as erythroblast NAD(P)(+)--arginine ADP-ribosyltransferase-like. Lineage: Eukaryota; Metazoa; Chordata; Lepidosauria; Squamata; Colubridae. The record is from RefSeq and is a predicted model, not a curated record. Gene Ontology annotation, molecular function: NAD+ poly-ADP-ribosyltransferase activity; NAD+-protein-arginine ADP-ribosyltransferase activity.
ACACUUUGUGGUAAGUGACCACAAUCGUGCAGAGCUCAAGGGACUCACACAAGUUCAAGUCAAGAUCAUCCCCACCUCGAGUCACCAUGAAGAAGGCCAUCAUCCUGGCGAUUGUCGCAGCGUUGUGUGUGAUCGCAUUGGUCGUAGGACUUGUGCUGAUGCAAACCAAGCAGGGGUUGCAUUGCCGACAGAUUACCCUCGACAUGUCCAAGGAUUCUGUGGAUGACCAGUACCUUGGCUGCAACCCCAAUAGAGAACUCCAGCUGAGGAACUCAGGAAACAUUCCCCUGCUGGAAAAAUAUAAUAAAACCUGGGAAACCGCCAAACACCACUGGGCCAAACUUGGCCAAACUGUCGGCAGCUUCGAUCCAAUUUUUGGUACUGCGAUUGUGGCCUACACAGUCGGAGAUAGCUUGUACCAUGAUUUCAAUACCGCUGCAAGAGAAGCUGGGAAAUCCCAAGACUCUUACAACCAAUAUGCCUUCAGGGACUUCCACCUCCUCUUAACCAAAGCUCUUCAGGCCAAGAAGAUGUCCAGCUGCUAUGAGGUCUUCCGUGGGAUAAAUGGGAUCUGUUUCAACACCUCCGACAAGGCGGUAGUCCGCUUCGGACAGUUUGCUUCCUCCUCGAAGAACGAAACGGCGGCCAAAGAAUUUGGUGAGGACACCUUCUUCUCUAUCAAAACCUGUUACGGAGUGCCCAUUGAUGACUUCUCAUACAAGAGGGAGGAAAAGGAAGUUCUCAUCCCACCCUAUGAGAAGUUCAUUGUGACCAACUACACGAAGACCCAAAAGGGCAUCUUCAUCAGGCUGGAGUCCCUGAAUGUUUUCAGCCGCUUCAACUGUGAAGCCCUGAAUGAGCUGCAGGCCUUUUAACUCCUAUGGGGAUGCCCUUCCUUCUGUGGGGCCUCCUUCUGACCUGGAUAGGAAGCCACUGACAACCUGGCCAUCUAGGGAGAGAGCAUCCCUAGGAAGGAGACCAAGUGCAACAUGCAAAAUACCUUUGCAAGCUGUUUUUUCCCCUCCUGGCAAAUAUACAGAACCUCCUUUCCGUAAGAAGCUUGCCCCAUGUCUUGAUUUUUGCUCGCCACUUGGAAGAAAGAGCGGAUCUGAACCAAUUCGCUUGACAAUUUGGCAACCACAAAGGGACUCCAAAACUUAAAAUAACAUUGUGUAUGCAGCAUGUUAAAAAGCUAACAAUAAAACCUAAAAUUUGACCGAA